This is a messenger RNA of Spodoptera littoralis (African cotton leafworm), 2659 nucleotides long. NCBI's taxonomy places the organism in Eukaryota, Metazoa, Arthropoda, Insecta, Lepidoptera, Noctuidae. The record is from the annotation of a GenBank genome assembly.
AUGUCUAAUGGUACAAGUCCGAGUGUGUUAAGUUUUUUGAGACAAUAUAGGUUCCAGAGGAAACCAAACGGUCCUGGUGAACCCAGCAGCCCAGUUACGGUUACCUCAUCUCCUUCAGGCUCUCAAAUGAUGCACAACAAUAAAAUUAGGAUGGCUGCGCCAAACACAGUCGUAGUUAGGAAUGUACCAGUGGUUUAUAAGCGGAUACGGUUGCAAGACUCUGAUUCUGAUGAUGCAGCAAGUCCCGCUAAGAAACCUGCCGUUGCUGUGGAACUGACAACUGCAGUCAAAGAAAGGAGAUUUAGAAAUAUGCUUGAAAUGUUCCCGGAUAUAUCGCCAAUUUUUGUCAAAAACACACUAAUAAAACAUGGCUGGAGUGAGGAACGUGCUAGGGAUGAGUUGCUGAUGCAUGACCCUGAGAGCAACGACAGAGGAUCUACUUCCACAUUUUUCGGUUCCAAGCCGAGUGUAUCAGGACAAAGUGCCCCUAGAACUUAUACUAAUAUGGGGAUUGUCAGAGUGACUAGUGGACCUAAGAUGAACGUGGUCGUGAGGAAACCCUUGGCAUCCAAGGGUGGAAGGGAAAGGGGAGGUAGUAGCGGCAGCGAAGAUGAUGAUUAUGGCGUCAAAAAAGGAAAAGAUGAUAGAGUUUAUGACAGUGAGGAUUCUGACAAUGAGGUCACAGAUGAUCUUAUAGGAGAUAAGAAGAAAGUGUUUGAGUUCCUCAACAACAGUAAUAUGAAUGAGUUGUCCCUACUCAGUGGAUGCUCACAGAAGAAGGCAGAAGCCAUCAUGUCUUUGAGACCUUUCAAGGGCUGGUUGGAUAUGGUAGAAAAGUUCAACAGCAAUAAGACGUUAAGUACAGAUCUUCUGAAUUCCACGCAAGAACUGUUGACGACGAGGAAUAAUAUCCAGCGGCUGAUGAAGAAGUGCAUCGUCCUCGCGCAGCAGUUGGAGUCUGCGGUGGCGGCGGGCGCGGGCCGGCUCAAACAACCCGCCAUUUUGCAUGAAAGCCUGAAACUCGCACCAUACCAGUUAGUAGGCCUGAACUGGCUUGCAGUGCUCCAUAAGCAAGGAGUCUCAGGUAUCCUUGCUGAUGAGAUGGGGCUGGGGAAGACUGUCCAGGUGAUAGCGUUCCUGGCACAUCUGAAGGAAACCGGCCAGGCUAGGGGAACACAUUUGAUUGUUGUACCUGCUUCUACACUUGACAACUGGAGCAGUGAGCUGGCGCGCUGGUGCCCGGCGCUGCGAGUCAGCAAGUACUACGGACACCCGGAGGACAGGCGCCAACUGCGCAUACAGUACGCCAGGGGACUCGACGACGUCGAUAUUGUACUUACCACGUACACAAUGGUGAACAGUUGCCCGGAGGAGCGCAAAAUGUUCCGAAUCACACCGAUGCACUACGUCAUCUACGACGAGGCGCACAUGCUCAAGAACAUGUCCACGCAGCGAUACGACAAUUUGCUUAAAAUCAAGUCGAAGCACCGCCUCCUGCUAACAGGCACUCCGCUGCAGAACAACUUGUUGGAGCUAAUGUCUUUGCUGUGCUUCGUCAUGCCACACAUGUUCUCCGGGAAGACCGAUGAUCUAAAGAGCUUGUUCCAGAAGACUGCUAAAUCAAAAACAACGAAGAAGGCAGAAGGGAAGCAAGAAGAUGAUGAUCUGCCCUUCGAACAGAGCCAGAUAACUCAGGCUAAACGUAUCAUGAAGCCGUUCGUACUCCGUCGGCUGAAGAGAGAUGUUCUACAGGAUCUGCCCAAGAAGACCAACCACAGGGAGCUCUGUCCCAUGUCAGAGAGGCAGGGAAUACUGUACAAGAACCUUAUUGCUAGUUUCUCUGCUAAGGAUGGAUCGAUCCACGCGACCACGGAGCAGAGCGGCAUGUCGAUGAUGAUGGACAUGCGCAAGCUGGCCAACCACCCGCUGCUGCUGCGGUACCACUACGCGGACGGCGCGCUGCGCCCCCUGGCCGCCCGCCUCGCGCGGGACCCGCACUACAAGGAGAACAACGAGCAGUACGCCUGGGAGGACCUGCUCUGCAUGUCCGACUUCCAGAUCCAUCAACUUACUCUGCAGUAUAGCUGUAUAUCAUCAUACUCCCUGCCGGAGCACUUAAUCCUGGACUCUGGCAAGUUCCAAAAAUUAGACGAGAUGUUACCUCGACUGAAGGCGGGCGGGCACCGCGUGCUAGUGUUCAGUCAGUUCACCAUGAUGCUCGACAUACUCGAGCCGUACCUCACUAUACGCAGGCACCGGUAUCUGCGGCUAGAUGGCAGCACUGCUGUUCCGGACAGACAAGACUUAAUAGACCAGUAUAACAACGAGGAUAUCUUCGUGUUCCUGCUGUCCACGAAGGCAGGCGGACUGGGCAUCAACCUUACUGCUGCAGAUACUGUCAUCAUACACGAUAUAGACUUUAACCCUUACAAUGAUAAACAGGCUGAAGAUAGGUGUCACAGGAUGGGUCAGACGUCCAGUAACGAUAUACCGCCUUCUGAGCUGCGGCACCAUCGAGGAAGGAAUCUACCAGGUCGCGCAGGAGAAACUUAACCUGGAGAAACAUGUCACUGGUGAUGAUGAAAACGACAAGACGGAGCAGAAGAAUGUGGUGCGGUUAUUAUCAGCCGCACUUGGUCUGACAUCCCCGUCCAAAUGA